Messenger RNA from Tachysurus vachellii, 3263 nucleotides. RefSeq names its product E3 ubiquitin-protein ligase TRIM39. Lineage: Eukaryota; Metazoa; Chordata; Actinopteri; Siluriformes; Bagridae. The transcript has 11 exons. Gene Ontology annotation, molecular function: protein binding. The record is from RefSeq and is a predicted model, not a curated record. Bases 122 to 1414 code for a protein of 430 amino acids.
GGCACCGAGACAAAAGCAGGAGACGAAAGACAUCCUGUGCUCUUCUUCACCUGCCGCUUCCAACUGAACACGGCUUCUGCAUUAACACACUGCAAAGGGGAACUUAAACAGUGUGCACAAGAUGAAGGGGAUUCUUAAAGACAAAAAACAGAAAUUUAAUUCUGUGGCCAACGUGGAGGGACAGAGCCACUCCAUCUGUGUGGUGCGCUGGAAAGAAGAAACGUUGGAGGUUCACAGCUCAGCUCCCAGCAGCCCAUUCAAGAGCGGGCAAAGCACCUCUUCACGCGUGCAGCAAAGACAUCAGCAGAGCCUGAAAGACUUCCGCAGCCUGCAGGAGUGCAUCAACUUCCUCAACAGCUGGAAGUUACAGGUGGCACAAGUCUGUAAGGGAAGCGAUGGUGCUGACGAAUGCGCUUCAAGCACGUCAGAUCGCCAUGACGACCCUCGAACCGAGCGCAGCCUGGAGGAGAGCCGCAAACUCAUCCUGCAGUGGGCUGAUGAACUCAAGAGUGUCGACAAGGUAUCUAAAGAGAGCCCAUGGCUGCAGGAGAGGUUCAAGUGCAGUGAGGAUGAUGAGCAGACGAAGAAAGAGGAGGAUCAUGGAGAAGAGGUGCAGCAGAGGGUCAUGGACUGGGCCAAAGAGCUGCAGAGUGUCUCUGAGAGCUGUGGCAUGCUGGGAAAAGAGCUGGCACAGAUGCUUCGUCUGCUCGGCCUGAGGAAGAAGAGGCUCGUUUCUUUGAUGCCGUUGCUCGAGUUCAUCACCUGGUCCUUACUGACGGACGACAGCAAGGAUGUGGUUUCUCAGCUGUGGCUUUUGGCAAAGCAGCGAUCCUGGGAAGCAGGUACACAACAGUACAUACCCAACUCUGUGUGGAACUGGAUCACUAGUGCUUCAGUCAAUGUUACCCUCGACCCUCUGACAGCUCACCCCUGGCUGCUGGUCUCUGAUGAUCAGAAGAAGGUACAGGAGGGUCCGGAGGAAGCCGACCUGCCGUACAGCCCUCAGCGCUUCGACAGCUGGCCGUGCAUCCUGGGCUGGACGGGCUACACCAGAGGCCGCAGCUACUGGGAAGUGGAUUUAGCGAACAACGGCUACUGGAGAAUCGGAGUCACCACCGCGUCGUCUAAGAGGCACGGCCGCUUCCCCAUGAAGCCUUCCAAAGGGUACUGGACGCUGUGGAGGAGCACACGGCAAUUCCACGCAUGCACGGACCCCGAGACGCUGCUGCCUCUCACGCUGGUGCCCAAGAAGAUGGGAAUAUACGUCGACUACGAGGAGGGCCAGAUCUCUUUCUACAACGUCGAGAACAAAUCGCACAUCUUCACCUUCACGGGGAAUUUCCACGGGAAGCUUUACCCUCUCUUCGCCCCGCUGGACGGCAGGACCGUCAUGACUAUAUCCUCUCCUAAAUAAAUGAUUUCCUUUCUGUCGCACACAACACUGAACAUUUUAACGACCUGUACUUAAUUCAGCAACGGAGUAGCAUUAUUUAAUAUAUUUAUGACAGCUUAUAAAACUAUUGUAUAAGCAUGCACUAUACUUUCUGUCUUUCUCUCUAUGUUCAGUUAAUACUGUAAUUGUAAUUGCUGCUAGACUGCACUUUAUUUUACACAGAUUACGUCUUCAUGUCUUCUUAUUAUACUUAUAGAAAGAUUUUUCAUAUCAGGCACAUUGUUGUCAAAGGACGACUGACAGUUUUGUUUUGUUAGAAAUCUGUUAAUUUUCUCAUCAAUUAAUAACAUUUCAGUGCAUAAUGUGAAUUUGCCCAUAUAUUUUUUAAUUGGUUAACGAAGACAGAAUAAGUUAUAUCAUAUAUACAUGUAAAGGCUUCUUUCAGACCUGACGAAUUUAAUUAAAUUGGCUUUUUUUUUAAAAGAAAAGAUCAAAAAAGAAACCAGCUCUUCACUUCUUUUGCAGUGAAUAGAAAGUUUUUAGUCUAACCUAUAAUAUAUAGCUUAUAUAGGUUUGAGAAAGAAAACAUUUUUAUUCAUUCAUUCAUUCAUCUUCUACCGCUUAUCCGAACUACCUCGGGUCACGGGGAGCCUGUGCCUAUCUCAGGCGUCAUCGGGCAUCAAGGCAGGAUACACCCUGGACGGAGUGCCAACCCAUCGCAGGGCACACACACACACUCUCAUUCACUCACGCAAUCACACACUACGGACAAUUUUACAGAGAUGCCAAUCAACCUACCAUGCAUGUCUUUGGACCGGGGGAGGAAACCGGAGUACCCGGAGGAAACCCCCGAGGCACGGGGAGAACAUGCAAACCCCACACACACAAGGUGGAGGUGGGAACCGAACCCCCAACCCUGGAGGUGUGAGGCGAUCGUGCUAACCACUAAGCCACCGUGCCCCCAAGAAAACAUUUUUAAAAAAGGGUUAAUAAAUGGUUAACACUCCUUGUUCACUAUUUAAACUCAAUAAGCACCAAAAAUCAGGGUGAGGAUGAUCAAAACAGGCUAAUGUUUACAGUCAACUCAAAAAUUAUUGGCACCCUAUAUUUGAAAAGGAACAAUAAAGACCUUCUUGAGAACAAGACAUCUAGCGGAGUGCUGAAUCUUCAUCACUGAAUCUUCUUCACUUCUCACUGGAAAUACAACUGAGCAAAUGUUGUAGUUAUUCAUGAACAUGAUAUUCACGUUUGAUGAAAAAAGAGGACUGUAUACAAGAUACAGUAAAGCUAUCAAUCGUACCGGAAAACAUGGAAGUGGAAUGUUGAUGUUUUGGGCUGUUUUGUGGCUUGUACCUAAUAUUUUGUUGCAUCUAUCAGGAAGUUCUGAGAUGACCAUAUAAACCAAAGCAUGCAUCCAAAUAAAAAAAGAAACGCUUUAUGGACCUAAUAUCAAUUAAACUCAUUCUUUGGAUUAUAUACAAGCCCUGAAAUCCAAGACAACAACCAGGAGAUGUCUCCAACAUCACAGGAAUUCACAGAAAGAUCCUCACUGCUGUUAUCAUCCUCCAUUCCACUGGAUGUUUCACCCAGGAAAACAUUUUGGAUUUUGAGAAAACUGUAUAAUUUUCAGAAUAUUUAUUUAUUCGUUUUUGCCACUGGAAGGGUGCCAGUAAUUUUGGAGAUGAUUGACAAUCUCUGGCAGAAUGUCCAUGGGUUUCUCACACAGCCAGGGACCGUAGGACUCGCAGUCCGACGCAAACACACUUCCAUCUCCUCUCAGGUCUGCGCAGUCUCUGUGUUUGGAGUCCCACUGCACUUUUAUGCUAAACACACACACACACACACACACACACACACACACACACACACA